AUGUUGCUAACGGCCGGUCAACAACCUAAUUUAUUGUCGAACUACUACGAUCGAAUUAUUGGUGACAAUAUUCAAAAGAAUGCAGAUGAAGAUUUUUUGGAUCGCUUCUCCAUUGCAUCUGAUUGUGUGCAAUAUUACAUAACUGUUCCACCAGUGAUACGCAACAUUCCAAUUAUACGUCGAUAUACAAAAUACCUACAUAACAAUCUGAUGUGGACCAGAAAUUAUGCGUGCAACUUGGUCAAGGAACGCAGAAAAGAAAUAAAAAACCUCGGCAUUGGAGAGAAGUCAGCAUCCAAUGUGUUAAAUAUUCUAUUGCCAUCAAACGGUAUUCCAAACGAGAACGACAAAAUAUCCUUGACUGACGAAGAAAUCGGAGAUAAUAUAGUAGAAAUGUUUAGUGAAGGAAUUGAUAGCCCUUCAAAUACUCUGGCAUUUAUUAUUCAUUGCGUUGGAGCUAAUCCAGAUGUUGAAAGAAGUAUUAUUCAAGAAAUUAAGAACGUAUUUGGAGAUUUGACGGACUUGGUUAUUACCUAUGAAGAUUUAAAUAAGCUUGUAUAUAUAGAAGCGGUCAUAAAAGAAGUUCUGAGACUUAGGCCGGCAACAUUGACAAUCUCGCGCUUUUCGGCACAUCGUGAUCAAUUUGACGGGUACGAAAUUCCCUCAUCGACACAAAUUGCAAUAAACGUCGUUGGUUUGCACAGGAAUCAAAAUUAUUGGAACGAACCCGAAAACUUUAAUCCCUCAAGAUUUUUAGAAGACAACAUUGGUAAAAACUAUAACAAAAAUGCAUUCAUGUAUUUUGGCGGUGGAUUACGCGUGUGCCCAGCUAAACAGUUUGCAAUGGUACAACUCAAAAUGAUGGUGGUUUUGCUUUAUAGUAAAUAUACCUUUGAGGUAACCACCAAAGAUCCUUCAACAAACUACAACGUUAAUCUUCAAUGCAAAGAGCUGAUGACUAGAAUUAAACACAGAAGAUAG
Paraglomus brasilianum is the source of this 981-nucleotide messenger RNA. The record is from the annotation of a GenBank genome assembly. NCBI's taxonomy places the organism in Eukaryota, Fungi, Glomeromycota, Glomeromycetes, Paraglomerales, Paraglomeraceae.